CAAUGCCAAAAGUCUAAGUUGCUUUUAUCCCAUUCCUCAAGCUGCUGAUUGCAUUAAUCGAGCAGUUGAAAGGGCCAAUACUCCAGUAAUUUAUCUUUCUACAGACGCUGCAGAAAGUGAAACUGAUUUAUUGCAGUCCCUUGUUGUGCUAAAUUGGAAGAUUGUACCACUUGUGAAGAGGCCAGCUCGAAAUUCAGCUGAAAAAUGGAAUGCUCUAUUAUAUAGACACAACCUUGAUGGAGAUCCUCAGAACUUCUUGUCCAUUGAUUUUUACCCUAGUUUCAACAAGAUGCCACUCUCAACUCAAAGUGUAUUCACUUUCAUUUUGAAGGUGGAAGCUAUGCUGGAUAAGACCAUCUGUGCCUUGUCUACUGUGUUCAUUGGAUCAUCCGGAUCAACUUUCACAGAAGACAUUUUGCGGCUUCGGAAGGACUGGGGAUUAGCAUCACCCUGUGAUGAGUACCUCUGUCGGGGUGAAGUGCCGAAUUUUAUUGCAGAUGACGAAUGA
Ilex paraguariensis (yerba mate) is the source of this 508-nucleotide messenger RNA. Lineage: Eukaryota; Viridiplantae; Streptophyta; Magnoliopsida; Aquifoliales; Aquifoliaceae. The record is from the annotation of a GenBank genome assembly.